AUGGAAGGCACGCCGGAAGUCGGACGGCCGGCUUGUCGCUGUCAAGCAGCUAAAGCAGUCGCCAGAGUCCUGGGAAGCAUGCAAGCAGCUUCCAGAGGUGCGCGCGGCCGCUGCCAUUUCGGACCGGAGGCAUCUGGUGCAACUCCUGGAGGCAGUACGGCACGGUGGCGAACUCUUCCUCGUUUUCGAGUACAUCGAGGGCAGCCUGCACCACUGCAUUGCCGCCGCCCGCCGCGUCGAAGAAUCCCAGGUGCGCUGGGCAGCACGACGGCUGCUGAUGGCACUGGCUGCGGUUCAUGCGGCGGGCUUGGUCCACUGUGA
This is a messenger RNA of Symbiodinium sp. CCMP2592, 321 nucleotides long. The record is from the annotation of a GenBank genome assembly. NCBI's taxonomy places the organism in Eukaryota, Dinophyceae, Suessiales, Symbiodiniaceae.